CAGACAAGGAUGACCGGAGCUUCAUUCACAUUAGAAACCUGUAAACUCAACUGCAAGUAAUAUUGCAGACUCCCGCGACAAACGACAGGAUCGAUCUGAUUGCCUGAGGACAUCGAGAUCCCAAUCCAGGACCCGCUUAUUAUUCUUCAUCCCCGGCUCCAAGCACCCCGACGUUUCUGAUUGUGCACUCGAGCCGCACAAGCCUCAAGCACCAACACCAAGCAGAAACGCGUAUUGACCGGGGCGAGUUGCGAUCCCAACAAGCCCGCCGUUUUCCUGGCCAAUUGACCUCGCUAGAAAGACCCCAACACUUGACAGCUUGUCUCAGCGACCCGGCCUUUCUCUUUCUCGAUUCGACCACUCUCCACCGAUCAUCAUCCAGCCUCAGACCACAGCUGCGACCCGAGUUGGAAGUCGUCGAAAGCAACAUUACUUCCAUGACAACGGCUCCGCAGCCGGCCAGUCCUCAGAAUGAAGGCAACUCCGUUAAUUAUAAACUGGCAUCACGAUAACAACAACCCGUACCCGAUCUACUCUGCCCACUUCGAACCCAAUGGUAAAGGCCGUCUCGCGACGGGUGCCGGAGACAACAAUGUUCGGCUGUGGAAGGUAGAAGAGGAUGGUGCCGAGCAGAAGGUCGACUACAUCGCGACCCUCGCGAAACACACCCAAGCAGUGAACGUCGUUCGCUGGGCCCCGAAGGGCGAGGUCCUCGCAUCCGCUGGCGACGACGGGAACGUGAUCUUAUGGGUCCGGUCCGAAACCCACCACCCGACGUUUGGCUCCGAGGGCCUCGACGACAAGGAGACAUGGCGGACAAAGCAUAUGUGUCGAUCACUAGGGACGGAAAUAUAUGACCUUGCAUGGUCACCAGAUGCGUCGUUCUUCAUCAUUGGAAGCAUGGACAACGUGGCGCGAAUCUACAACGCUGGGACAGGGACUCUGGUCCGCCAGAUUGCCGAACACAGCCAUUAUGUCCAGGGCGUCGCGUGGGACCCAUUGAACGAGUACAUCGCGACACAAUCAUCGGACCGUUCCGUCCACAUCUAUUCUUUGAGGACGAAAGAUGGCCAGUACACCCUCCACAAUCAUGACGACAAGCCCCCGAAGCUCGCGAGCCAUGCCAAGACCGACCUCCCUCCCCGACGGAUAUCCUCCAGCAGCCCAGCACCGCCCGAAAUAGGUUACCGGUCGGUUCUCGCGGCGAUAGAUGCGGUGCCGGGGGUCACGAUCGGCUCGCCUGUCCCCUCGGCCCCGGGGACUCCGACGUCGGUUGCGCUACCGAUGAAUCCGCCCAGCGUGAUCACCCAUAGCCGGAGGACCUCCUUCUCAUCAUCGAGGCGUUCCGUUUCGCCUGCUCCGUCGAUGCCUCUACCGGCUGUGAUGCCUAUCGAAGCCUCCCCGAAGCCGCACCUUAAUAGCAUGGGCCUGGGCAUGAAAAACGCCAGCCUCUACGCCAAUGAGACCCUUACUUCGUUUUUCCGGAGACUGACAUUCACGCCCGAUGGGAGCCUUCUUCUCACACCUGCCGGACAGUACCAGACCCAGCACCAAAUGGAGGGCGCGAAGCCCACGUACGAGGUCAUCAACACGGUUUACAUAUACACUCGUGGUGGUAUCAACAAACCUCCAAUCGCGCACUUACCGGGCCACAAGAAGCCUUCGGUCGCGGUCCGCUGCUCCCCGGUUGUUUACACCUUGAGGCAGUCCCCUCCCGUCACCAAAAACAUAACCAUCGAUAGCUCGUCUGCCGAGGAGCCUAUCCCGUCGCUCCCAGAGCCCCUAGCCAAGGCUUCGCCGGCCCCAUCGGUGAUGGACCCGCCGCCGCCGCCGGUAGUGGCAGAGGCUUCGACUUCUACUGCAAAGACUCUGAACCUGGAAACCGGCGUGCAAGGUCAGGGGCCAAAGUCCGUGUUCGCGUUGCCGUAUCGGAUGGUGUACGCCGUGGCGACCCAGGAUUCGGUCUUGUUGUAUGACACACAACAACACACGCCUAUUUGUGUGGUGAGCAAUCUACAUUGCGCCACGUUUACGGAUCUGACUUGGUCGAGCGACGGUUUGACCCUGCUCAUAUCAUCCUCAGACGGGUUCUGCUCGACCCUGUCGUUCACCCCCGGCGAACUUGGCACCGUCUAUACCGGAGACCUUGGACCUCCGAAGCCCUCCGUAGCCAAUGCGUCCAACCAAAACACGCCAGCACCUACCCCGACCUCGGUGUUUGCACCGCCUUCGCCGUUCCCGAACGGCUCGCAUCACAGACACUGGGACUCGGUCGGCUCGCUGACGGCACCGUCGCCGCCAACAACAACGGCCUCCUUUGUCAACCCACGGGCGGGGUCCCCAGCGCGGUCGAGCUCGAACUCAUCCGUAUCAGCGCCGCAGACGGGCGUGCUUACCAACCCGCCCUUGAUAUCGGGACAAGUGCCCAGCAUAGCAGCCACAAACUCGAGCAAGGUUGUCGGGCUCCCUAUCACAACGCCGCCCGAGACCCCGCGCGCCUCGUUCACCGCGCCGACGGGCACCAAGCGGGAGACCGAAGACGAGGCAGAUGAGCCCUCGGGUAACCAUUCGAAGCGGAGACGGAUUGCGCCCACGCUCGUUAGCGGAGGGCCACAACCUAGUGGCAACAACGAAGAGCCUAAGGCAUAACAAGUUGGUCCGGGGCUCUUGAAGGACGGGAGGUCAAAUGCGUGUAUAAUAUGCAAGGAAGGGAUGGCGUUACGAUAUGGGACUGGCGGGCAACUGGGACUGGUAUGCUAUGUCUUGAACCGGGCGAG
This is a messenger RNA of Chaetomium fimeti, 2777 nucleotides long. RefSeq names its product WD40-repeat-containing domain protein. Bases 472 to 2649 code for a protein of 725 amino acids. Gene Ontology annotation, cellular component: nucleus; CAF-1 complex. NCBI's taxonomy places the organism in Eukaryota, Fungi, Ascomycota, Sordariomycetes, Sordariales, Chaetomiaceae. The transcript has 5 exons. Gene Ontology annotation, biological process: DNA replication-dependent chromatin assembly; nucleosome assembly. The record is from RefSeq and is a predicted model, not a curated record. Gene Ontology annotation, molecular function: protein binding.